UAAUUGGAAUUUCAUCUCCCAUCUUUUCUUCCUCUCUUUUUCACUUAUAAAUAUUUUCUUUAUUAUUUCUGUAUGUACAACUGACCGGUACUAACCGCUCAUUAACAAUUAACCAUUAUAGCAUAUAGUUUUUAUUAAUAAGUCGUCUUGCCAUGGCCGCCGCCGAGCUCUCUGUAGUACUACCUCGUGUCCUCAUCGUCUCUAGAAGAACCGUCCGCAAGAACAAGUUUGUUGAUUUUGUUGGAGAAUAUCAUCUUGAUCUUAUAGUAAGCUAUGGAGCUGUCCCAGUUAUUGUUCCUCGAGUUUCAGGUGUCCAUAUGUUAUUAGAAAGCUUUGAGCCAAUUCAUGGAGUUCUUCUAUGUGAAGGAGAGGAUUUAGACCCUUCUCUAUAUGACGAUGAAUCGAAUGAUCUCUCUCCAGAAGAAAUCGAAGACAUUCGGAGACAACAUGCAAGUGAUACAGCCAUUGACAAAGAAAAAGACAACAUUGAGCUGAGAUUGGCAAAGCUCUGUCUUGAAAGGAACAUACCUUACUUGGGAAUAUGCCGAGGCUCACAGGUACUUAAUGUAGCAUGUGGAGGAACUCUUUAUCGAGACAUUGAAAAAGAACUCUCAAGAAACCUCCCUCUAGAUAAAAGGGUAGUCCACAUUGAUUAUGAUAACUAUGAUAAUCAUAGACAUGUAGUCAAGAUUAUUGAAAAUACUCCAUUGCACUAUUGGUUCAAGGAUUCAUUAGAAGAUGAUAAAAUGGAAAUUAAUGUCAAUAGUUAUCACCAUCAAGGAGUCAAGAAGUUGGCCCCAAGGUUUGUUCCUAUGGCAUUUUCACCUGGUGGUUUAAUUGAAGGAUUCUAUGAUCCUGAUGCUUAUAAUCCUGAGGAAGGUAAAUUUAUUAUGGGACUUCAAUUUCAUCCAGAGAGAAUGAGGCAACCUGAUACAGAUGAGUUUGAUUAUCCUGGAUGCACAUUUGCUUAUCAGGAGUUUGUGAAGGCUGUAGUUGCUUAUAACAAGAAGUUGAAUAGCUCAACGAGUGUCCAAAAACACAUAAAGCUAAAUCAAGAAAUGGAGAAAAAGAGGAAAAUUAUAAUAGAAAGCUUCUCUCUUGCUAGGAAUAUUUAUGAAGGAAGCAGCCAGAUGCAUCCAUCUAAAGAAUCUGACUUAGAUGCUGGAGCAGAGUUCCUAGAGUCAAAUACAGCAUUGAGUAUCCUACAAGAAGCAAAGUUAAUUCAGAUGGGAGCCACAGUGAGAAAUGUAUCUUCCUACUUAGAAAAAUUGAAGAUGAAUGAAGAGAGAGAAGGGUUAGCCAGGAAGGUAAUGGGGAAAAUGUCGGUGGAACAGUUAUCUGAUCUAAAGUCAUUUUACAACAUGAUGGGACAGAUAUGUUCAGAAGUAUUAGAAAGAAAACUCCAAGAUAUUGUUAAUGAAGUUGCCUUCUCUUGAUGAGUCCAAUUCGGAUCUUUAUGCAUGAGUUUUUGGUUUUAUUUGCUUUGUUGUCAAGUUUUAUGUAGUAUUUUUUGUGACAUCACAUGAAUAAAAUGUUGUUUUUUAUC
Molecule: messenger RNA, 1546 nt
Organism: Lycium barbarum (goji berry)
Lineage: Eukaryota; Viridiplantae; Streptophyta; Magnoliopsida; Solanales; Solanaceae
Product: putative glutamine amidotransferase GAT1_2.1
Exons: 5
Coding region: 153-1436 (427 amino acids)
Cellular component (GO): cytosol
Molecular function (GO): hydrolase activity, acting on carbon-nitrogen (but not peptide) bonds, in linear amides
Source: RefSeq, a predicted model, not a curated record